GAAAAAAACGCUAGUCAUUUAUGCAAUUGUCAUUUAAUUAUCAACCACAGAAACUGAUGAGAAACGGAUUGGUAGCUAAAAUGGUGCACGAAGAAGAAGAAACAACGGGAAACACUAGAAAGAAAUCAGAGUCGUUCGAAUCUCUGUCUGUUUGCGGCGUCCUUCAUAUCCUUCAUUUUCUGCACAAAAGGGAAGCGACAAGAACGGGGAAGUAGGAAGACCUGGCACACCGCAACCAGCAGCAAGCGGGAAAACGCAUAGGGGGAAGAAUUCGACCGCACACACGCACGGUGUCCUCGAUCCUUCCUCUGCUCCGGGAUAAAGUGGGAGGAGUUUUGGUUUGGCUCUGUGUACCCCUCACCAUUGCUGGCAGGUUUUGGGCCCGAUUUGUGGGCAAAGGGAAAGAGGGCGUAAAUAUUUGGACAGGGAUUCAAUUUCACCAAAACAAUCUCCACGAAAAGGCGGCAAUCUCGGCCAUGAAAAGAGAAGGCAGAAAAUAAAAAGGAUGUGAUCGGCCGCUACCGGCGUUCAGUGUGUGAUCGGUGCGGAAAGGAACCGGACCUCCGUGGCGAGUGUAUGUGUCUGUGUGUGUGUUGUUGGCAGCAGGACUACCACCAACUGCGUCAGUGUAAUUAUAAUGGCGGCUUCGAGUUGCAAGAGUGUGGCGCCCUUGCGGCAGAGUGACUUCAGCAUUGAACAUAUCCUUACGCGUGCUGGCGAACGGUACAGCAAGCGGCGCAAACUAUCGAACGAAGUAGGCGGCUGUCGGAAUUGUUGCUCCACUAACAGCAGUAGCAGCAGCAGCAGCAGCAACAGCAGCCCAAGAAGUGUCCAUAGUGAAGAGGGCGAAGGUGAUGAUAAUGAUAAUGGUGGACGGUUGCGUGACGAACCCGGUACGGAGGCAGACGAGGAACUGGACGAAGAGAUCGACGUGGGACAAUCCGUGAUGCAGCAUCCUGGGCAGGAGGCUAGAUUUUUACCGACGGCACCCAGUUGCGGUAUGCCCACGUUCGAUUGGCUCUACUACACACGGUAUCAUCCACCGAAGCUACCACGUCCUCAGAAAACGGGUCCAGUCAAGCGAACGCCCGGACGUUUGCCGCGUGUACCGUUUACGCCUGCACAGCUGAGCGCCCUGGAGGACGCGUACAAAGUGUCCACCUACCUGAGCUCCGAGGAAGCGAACCAGCUCGCCUACAGUCUCGAGCUGACCAACACGCGGGUGAAAAUUUGGUUCCAAAAUCGGCGCGCCCGAGAUCGGCGCGAAAAGCGGGAAGCAUCCUUGUUGACCGGUGGGGCGGCGGCCACGUUCACCUCCGAAUCGCACCCAACGCACUGUACGUUGCUGCCACCACUGUACGCCACUGUAGGAAGUACGGCUAGCGGCUCCCGUACCGGCAGCCAUCCUUCGUCGCCGUCCAGCGUGGAAGCGUCUGCCGGCGGUCGGCAGAGCCGAAGUCCCACCACGGACCGAAGCUAUUAGAGCAGCAGAGAGAGCUUUGAAAAGCUGUUUUACAGGCUACCAUGGGAGGGUUUAGCACGUUUUUUUGUGAUACCUGCGAUCUACGAGACCUGUGUGCGAUCGAACGAGUGAUCGAAGCGCGAGGGGACACUUUUGUACAGUGAUUAUGUGAAUAAGAUUUUUGACUAAGAACAUGCACAUUAAUGGAUAAUAUAAGUGAGAAGAAGUAUGGUGAGAGAGUGCUGAGAUCGUGUUUACCAUGCAGCAAGAUUUUUGGAAUAAAAAAGAGAUUAUU
Anopheles merus is the source of this 1757-nucleotide messenger RNA. Its product is annotated as homeobox protein engrailed-2b. The transcript has 2 exons. Gene Ontology annotation, cellular component: nucleus. Gene Ontology annotation, molecular function: RNA polymerase II cis-regulatory region sequence-specific DNA binding; DNA-binding transcription factor activity, RNA polymerase II-specific. NCBI's taxonomy places the organism in Eukaryota, Metazoa, Arthropoda, Insecta, Diptera, Culicidae. Gene Ontology annotation, biological process: regulation of transcription by RNA polymerase II; cell differentiation. Bases 638 to 1483 code for a protein of 281 amino acids. The record is from RefSeq and is a predicted model, not a curated record.